AUGGGCCGACUGGAAGGGAAGGUUAUUGUCCUGACAGCUGCUGCUCAAGGGAUCGGCCGGGCCUCUGCAUUAGCUUUUGCAAAAGAAGGAGCCAAAGUCAUAGCCACAGACAUCAAUGAGUCCAAACUCCAGGAGCUGGAAAAGUACCCAGGUAUUCAAACUCGAGUCCUUGAUGUCACAAGGAAAAAGCAAAUUGAUCAGUUUGCCUCAGAAGUUGAAAGAAUUGAUGUCCUCUUUAAUGUUGCUGGUUUUGUCCACCAUGGGACCAUCCUGGAUUGCGAGGAAAAAGACUGGGACUUCUCAAUGAAUCUCAACGUCCGCAGCAUGUACCUGAUGAUCAAGGCAUUCCUUCCCAAAGGUAAUCUCUGUGAUCCCCAAAUUGAAGGUUCUCUUCCACCCUCAUCCUUCAUCGUCACCGCGGUGCUCUCAGGGUCAAACCCAAGUUCUUCACAGCAGCCUGGGUUCACUCUGCAGCCUGAUUGCUCCCAGGCCUCCGUUCCAGCCAGACCCAUCCCCACCUCCCGGGUCCCUCGUGGAGACCUUAUUCGUGUAAUGCUUGCUCAGAAAUCUGGCAACAUCAUCAACAUGUCUUCUGUGGCCUCGAGCAUCAAAGGAGUGGAAAACAGAUGUGUGUACAGUGCAACCAAGGCGGCUGUGAUUGGUCUCACAAAGUCUGUGGCUGCAGACUUCAUCCAGCAGGGCAUCAGGUGCAACUGUGUGUGCCCAGGAACGGUUGACACCCCAUCUCUGCAAGAAAGAAUUCAAGCCAGAGAUGAUCCCACAAAGGCCCUGCAAGCUUUCCUAAACAGACAAAAGACGGGAAGGUUCGCAUCUGCAGAAGAAGUGGCCCUGCUCUGCGUCUACUUGGCCUCAGAUGAAUCUGCCUAUGUGACUGGCAACCCUGUCAUCAUCGAUGGAGGCUGGAGUCUGUGA
Messenger RNA from Phodopus roborovskii (desert hamster), 933 nucleotides. It is a transcript of the gene Bdh2, whose product is annotated as 3-hydroxybutyrate dehydrogenase 2. Gene Ontology annotation, cellular component: cytoplasm. The transcript is spliced from 10 exons. Gene Ontology annotation, biological process: siderophore biosynthetic process. The coding region runs from base 1 to 933 and encodes 310 amino acids. Gene Ontology annotation, molecular function: 3-hydroxybutyrate dehydrogenase activity. The record is from RefSeq and is a predicted model, not a curated record. NCBI's taxonomy places the organism in Eukaryota, Metazoa, Chordata, Mammalia, Rodentia, Cricetidae.